Brenthis ino (lesser marbled fritillary) is the source of this 3420-nucleotide messenger RNA. Lineage: Eukaryota; Metazoa; Arthropoda; Insecta; Lepidoptera; Nymphalidae. The record is from the annotation of a GenBank genome assembly.
AUGGCGACUGCAGAGAUGAGUCUGCCUGACAAGAAGCCUGAACACGAGUCGGGAUACUACGAAGGCAGCGAUCAGGAGGGCAGCAUGGAGUGCGGGUGCCCUUCUCCCGUCAGCUCGAGGAACUCCUCACAUUCGACCAAACUGAAACAUCGGCACAGUGCCCACAAACAGAAGAAGGUGCCGACUAAGAAGUUGAAGACCGAACAGCCCAUGAAUGGUCAUAGUAAUAUCCAUAAAGACAAAAGUGUUGAAAUAGUUGAAUAUGCAGUGGUAAAGGACAAAAUUAAUAAAAUUGAAGAAGAAGUACCAGUACCUGGGCCAAGUAAACGGAGUAGUUCUGUUGAACUGAUUGGUGGAACAGUGCCUGCCCCUGCAAGGGACUCUGUUGAUUGGAAUCUAGUAGAAGCUAGUAAAAUUAGGAAAAGAGGCAAAGUUAAUCUAAACGGCGCUUCUAAGGUGGACAUAUCCCAUUUCGAUUUGCUCAAAGUACUCGGCACUGGAGCUUACGGCAAAGUGUUCCUAGUUAGAAAAAGAUGUGGCGUGGACGAAGGCAAGCUAUACGCAAUGAAGGUGCUUAAAAAAGCUUCAAUAGUCCAAAAGUUGAAGACAGCAGAACACACGCGGACGGAACGACAGGUCUUAGAAGCAGUCAGGGCGUGUCCUUUCCUCGUCACAUUGCAUUACGCUUUCCAAACGGAUGCUAAAUUACAUCUUAUACUUGAUUAUGUUGCCGGCGGAGAACUAUUCACACACCUGUACCAACGAGAACAUUUCCAUGAAAACGAAGUUAGGAUAUACAUUGCGGAGAUCAUAUUAGCAUUGGAGCAGUUACAUAAGCUCGGUAUAAUAUACCGCGACAUCAAGUUAGAAAAUAUUCUUCUAGACGCAGAAGGCCACAUAGUCCUUACAGAUUUUGGACUUUCAAAAGAAUUUUGUGGUGGAGAAAGUAGAGCGUACAGCUUUUGUGGCACCAUAGAAUAUAUGGCGCCAGAAGUGGUUCGGAGUGGCAGCCAAGGGCAUGAUAUCGCGGUAGAUUGGUGGUCAGUGGGUGUUCUCACAUACGAGCUUCUGACUGGCGCAUCACCCUUCACGGUGGAAGGCGAGAAAAACACGCAGCAAGAGAUAACCAAACGUAUUGUAAGAUGCAGCUACCCCGUCCCCAACGAUGUCAGUCCUGAAGUGCAGGACUUUAUUAAGAAAUUAUUAGUAAAAGACCCACGUCGUCGUCUCGGCGGCGGUGAAGGCGAUGCUGAUGAACUUAAGAGGCACCCCUUCUUCCAGAAUCUCGACUGGGAUGCUGUGUCCCGCAGAGAGAUACAGGCGCCCUUCGUGCCGCAACUCUCUCAUGCGGCAGACACUUGCAACUUCGCAGACGAAUUCACUAGGAUGCCCCCCACGGAUUCACCCGCUCAAGCCCCGAAGCACCAUGAUAAACUGUUUCUGGGUUAUUCGUACGUCGCUCCUAGCAUAUUGUUCUCUGAGAACAUUAUAUCAGAUCAGAUAUGGAUGCAGGCGACCGGACAAAAACAGGACAAAUUAAAGGGAUGGGCCGUCAAAGACUCACCGUUUUUCCAAAAAUAUGCAGUGGAUCUCAGUACACCGUUGUUAGGGGAUGGCUCGUACGCUGUAUGCAGGAAGUGCAUACAUAGGGCCACCGGCAAGGAAUUCGCUGUUAAGAUAAUACUAUCGCAGAAGAAAGACGUCAAGCAAGAGAUAGAGUUGCUAAGAGUGUGUCAGGGGUGUCCCUAUAUCAUCGUCUUACACGAAGUGUUUUUUGAUUCGGCCUUUACAUACAUAGUGACCGAACUCGCAAUAGGCGGCGAAUUGUCCACCGCGCUGGGCUCGGGGGGUGCCGGGGGUGGUGGGGGUGCGGGCGAGCGCGUGGCGCGGCGUCUGCUGGUGCAGCUGGCGCUCGCGGUCCGCCACAUGCACGCGAGGCGCGUCGUGCAUAGAGAUCUUAAGUUGGAGAACAUCCUCCUGAGCAGCACUCGGCUACACGAGGCCAAAGUGAAGGUGGUGGACUUCGGGUUCGCGCGGCGCCUGCCCGAGUGCCACGAGCGGGACAGGAUGAUGACGCCUUGCUUCAGCCUGCCGUACGCCGCGCCGGAGGUGGUGUCGCGCGCGCGCACCGGCGCCGCGCCCGGCUACGGGCCCGCCUGCGACCUGUGGAGCCUCGGCGUCAUAUACUACUGCUUAUUGAGUGGGAAAGCCCCUUUCCAACCUACGUCCAAGAAAGAGCCGGUCACUGCCUACAUGGAUAGAAUUAGAAGUGGCAGUUUUACUAUGGAAGGUCCAAUAUGGGAUAGCAUAUCUGAGGAAAGUAAAAAAAUUGUGACCAAUCUUCUAACAGUCGAGCCUUCGAACAGAUGGACGGUCACUGAACUGCUACAAUCUCUGGGCGUGAGCUGUCAGGAUGGAAAUAACUUUAAAUUACAGGACAUGACCAAAGCAGAUCUUUACAAGCGUCGUAGCAAAAACAAGCAGAGAAAAUCUAGCACGUCAGAGCCCGGCACAUCCACACAAAGCGACACGCCGAUGGACACAGAAGAUAAUAAAGAAGCAUACCUGUACGAAACUAUAAACAACCUCAAGAAUAGAAUGAACAAGAAUUCCAUAGAGAAUGAUGUGGAACUAAUCAAAGCUAACACCCAAGAUACUCCUGUCAACGAAAGUGAUGAACCUAUCUAUGAAAACGAUGACGUACCACCAGUCAAGCCCGUAGAGAAAACCUAUGCUAAAUCUAGGUCUAAACUUGACGAAUACAUUUAUAUAGAAAGUAGUCAAGGCCUAGAGGGCACAGAAGUAGCGUUCCCUAAAACCAACAGGAAAAAGAAAGAGUCCCAAUCACCCGUACCGAGGAAACGCAGAAAAAUUGACACCAGGUCCAAGAAAGUUAGUGAGACCAAAACACCUGAAAAACGUGGUAGGGGUAGACCCAAGAAACAACCGGACACAGAUGAUACUAAAACUAGAACAACCAAAGAGUCUAUCGAAAAUGAUAAAACUAUUGUCACAAGAGCGACGAGAAAACGGCGACACGAGGAAAUCGAAAAACCGGUGUUAAGGGAGAAGGGACAAAAUGGCCGACAGUUGCGAAAGAAUAGCGAAAAAGUUGAAACACGCAAAAUUGCCAGACCGAAGCGCAAGGCCGAUAGUAAGUUAGCUACGAAUUUAGAAAUAGAAACACAAAAUGUUAGAAUGACACGUUCUAGAAGGAGGAGGCUGGAAAUUAGUUUGUCACCGUCCGAAGUGAAAAGCGUUAUUCCGGCGUUCUCCUUCGAAUCUGAACGACGUGUCAACUCGAUUGAAAGCAACCGAUCGAAAACUUCUAAUACCAAAGGUAAGAAAAAUAUAAAAAAAACACAGAGUAAAGCAAAGAAACCACCUGUUCGCAAAACUAGGGCUCGCGCUAACCGCAGG